This is a messenger RNA of Wyeomyia smithii (pitcher-plant mosquito), 791 nucleotides long. RefSeq names its product calphotin-like. Lineage: Eukaryota; Metazoa; Arthropoda; Insecta; Diptera; Culicidae. The record is from RefSeq and is a predicted model, not a curated record. The coding region runs from base 84 to 506 and encodes 140 amino acids. The transcript has 2 exons.
GGUAUUUUUCGAUUAUUAUUCACUAAUCGUUCGUUUAUUGUUACGGUUCCUUUUUCGAUACAUCAAUAGAAGUUUGUUUUAAAAUGGUUGUCAAAGUGUUGCUCGUAAUUUGUCUGUUGGCUGUGGUCAGUGCCAAACCUCAUGUGUGCGCCCACAUCUCUCCAGCGUUCGUCACGGCUCACAGUUCCCAGGUGUUCGCCCGGACGUACAACGGAAUAGUGCCAAUAGCAGUACCAGCCCACAUACCUGCUCCAAUUCCUGCCGCGUUCCCAGCACCUGUCCCGACGAUCUAUGUUCCUCCCCCAACGGGGCCGGCAUUUUUCGCCUAUCCUGUGUACGCACCGGGUCCUGCUGCCAUUCCGGCAGUGCCGGCCGUAGUCGCUACGCCGACAGUUGUGGCUACUGCACCAGUCGCCAAAGUAGUUAGUGCAGCACCAGCAGCAAAAUUAGUGCGGCGACCAGCCAUUUAUCUGACUACUAUUCGUCAUCGCUCGGUUUAUGUGUAAACGCAGUACUUUUUACAAUAACCGUAAUGUGAUGUAUGUAGUUGAUAAGUGAAUUGUAUAUUAUUUAGGUAGUACUCUACAAUGCUAGUCGAAAUGAAAAUAAUUCACGAAACUGUAAACCAUUCAUAAAUGAAAUGAAUGAGACUGAUGUUGUGGUUUUAUUAACUGUCAGAAGCAAUUAGCACGGCUUUGCCCAUGAUUAACACGAGAGCGAAAGGCUUCGCCAUUUAUGAUAUGGGAAGGUAACCUAUUUUAAGCAGGUUAUGAAGCCGCUGGUGUUUUGAG